Molecule: messenger RNA, 2940 nt
Organism: Onychostruthus taczanowskii (white-rumped snowfinch)
Lineage: Eukaryota; Metazoa; Chordata; Aves; Passeriformes; Passeridae
Gene: MRS2
Product: magnesium transporter MRS2
Exons: 12
Coding region: 1-1737 (578 amino acids)
Biological process (GO): mitochondrial magnesium ion transmembrane transport
Cellular component (GO): mitochondrial inner membrane
Molecular function (GO): magnesium ion transmembrane transporter activity
Source: RefSeq, a predicted model, not a curated record
AUGACGGGAAUCCCUGCCAGCCUUCUUUCCUUGGGAAACUUUACCCCGCGUGUGCUCGGCCUGCCCACCGGGCAGCCAGGCGGGAGUCUGCCAGGAGCCUGCCCGGCCCGGAGCUACCGCGGGAAGGAGGGAGAGGGGCGACACUCCCAGAGGCGGGCCGCGGGGGCAGAGGGAACGGGAUCCGAACGAGGGAGACAGGAAAAUCCCCGCUGUUACUUCUCGUGCCCGGCCGCCGCCUGUUCCCACAAGGAACGGGCCGGCGGCGGAGCUGCCCUGGCGGCGGCAGCGGGGGAGCGCCGAGGCGGCGCAGCGCCCACACCGCACUCUGGCACACCCUGGGGACAAGAAGCCCCGCGCUCCCGCCAGGCCGCGCCGGGGCUGCCGUCACCCCGCCGGGCUGCUCCUCCUCCGUCACCCCGUCCCGGGCUCCUCCUCCUCCGUCACCCCGUCCCGGGCUCCUCCCUCGCCGCCGCGGACGCGCCGGGAGCGGUGCCGGGCCGAGGGGCCGAGCGGGGUCGAUGCUGCGCGGGGCUGCACUGCUCCCCCGCGCCCUGGGCGGCGGCUGCUGCUGCUGCGCGCGGGCUGCGCUGGGCCGGUAGAUUUUACCAACAUGCCCCCACUGAGACCUCCCAAGCCACCCUAGCCAGCGUGUCUCCUGUUUUUGCAGUGAUGAAGUUUGACAAAGAGGGAAAUACUACCUAUUUUGAAAAGAAGAAAACAGAAUUGUACCAGGAGUUGGGUCUUCAAGCUCGAGAUCUAAGAUUUCAACAUGUGAUGAGCAUUGCAACCAGGAACAACAGGAUCAUCAUGAGAAUGGAGUUCUUGAAGGCUGUCAUAACACCAGAGUUUCUUCUGAUACUAGAUUAUCGUAAUUUAAGUCUGGAACACUGGCUCCUCAAUGAGCUAGCAUCUCAGCUGGCUGGGGAAGGUCAACUAGUCACAUAUUCCCUGCCCUUUGAAUUCCGAGCCAUAGAAGCAAUUCUGCAAUACUGGAUCAGCAAACUGCAGGGAAGACUUAACACUUUGCAGCCUCAGAUCCUUGAGACACUGGAAGCCCUAGUGGAUCCCAAGCUUUUAUCUGUGGAUAGGAGUAAACUACACAUUCUUCUGCAAAAUGGCAAGAGCUUGUCAGAACUGGAAACAGAUCUUAAAGUUUUCAAAGAAACGAUUCUGGAGAUCUUAGAUGAAGAAGAAGUAAUAGAAGAACUCUGUCUGUCUAAAUGGACUGAUCCACAAGUAUUUGAGGAGAGUACGUCUGGGAUUGACCAUGCAGAGGAAAUGGAGCUGCUGUUGGAGAAUUAUUACAGACAAGCAGAAGAUCUUUUGAAUGAAGCUCGUGAACUCAGAGUACUGAUUGAUGACUCAGAAAGCAUCAUCUUUAUCAACCUGGACAGCCACCGUAAUGUGAUGAUGAGGCUGAACUUGCAGCUGACCAUGGGGACUUUCUCUGUCUCUCUCUUUGGACUCAUAGGAGUUGCAUUUGGUAUGAACUUGGAGUCAUCCCUUGAAGAGGACCCCAGGAUAUUUUGGUUGGUGACAGGGAUUAUGUUUCUGGGAAGUGGUCUGAUCUGGCGGCGCUUACUUUCCUUCCUUGGGCGGCACCUGGAUCCUCCGCUACCUCCUCACGUUCCUGCAGCUUUGAAAAAAUCCCAACCAGCAGCUGGAAGAGUGGACAUAAAGACGAGUCUUAAAGGAGAAACAUUUGGGCUGAGCAGAAGCACAUUAACAAACCAGUAGGAACAGCAGGAAUGAAGAGACUUUCAUUGUUACAGGGUGGACUUUGGACACUUUCCUUGUGUUUGUUCUUCCUUACUGAAAACUGAAAGAAUUUCUAAACUUGCUAAUUUAAUAUAUAUUUUGUGCCAAAAACCCACAAUGAAAUUUUUAAUGCUCAUGCACAUAAGGAGAGAAACAUGAGAGCAAAUAGCAAAAUGCUUUCUAUAGUAGUUUCACCUCCGCCACAUGUAUGUGCCUUUAGUUUUCUGUGUCACAUACAUGUACUUACUUUUGGGGCAUUCUUAUUUGUAGUGUUUCUGUCAAAUACUGCUUUGCUUAGUGGUUUUUCUUACAGAGAACAGAAUUUUUGGCUUAAAGAAGGGAGCAGUCAUCAUUGAUCAAUAAUUCUGGUUCUGAACUGCAGAUUUAGGAAUCUGACUUCAAAGAAAAAUCCACCCCAAGACUGACUUCUUGAAUGGAUUUUUAAGGCCCUAUUUAAUUGUAGAGAACAGGUUUUCUAAAGCAAAAAGCAUACCUGCAUCUCUUGUGAAGCAUGACUUGUAGAUUGGCAGCAGUGAGAAAAAAGGAGCAAUAAAAGGCUUUGAAAUGUAGCUGCUAAUCUUGUAUAUUCCUUAACAAUUAAUUUAGGCUCCAAACAGCAGUUCUAGGAACAGGAUAAGCAGGCAUAUGGAGAAUGCCCACUUGAGUUUUCCGUCUGACACUGUUUCAACACACAUUGAUACCGCUACAGUUUAACACCUCCUGUUGCUGUAAUUCAAAUUCUGGUUAAAAUCAUCAGAUGGGUUGUUGGUUUUUCUUAAGAUGGGCUGUGCUUUCUCUCUUCCCUCCAAGACAAAGCAUGGACUAGCCUGCACCACAGUAAGUAGCCAGGUUAAAGGUGUGGAAGCCUGAUGUCCUGUGAUAGGCUGAAGGAAGGAGUAAAAGCCUUAUGGCAACUAUUUGUUUGUUCUUAGGACUUCUCUUUAAUGGUAUGGUUCUCCACUGGUUUCUCUCAGGUUGUAGAGGGAGCAUGAAAUCACGUCACAUUGUCGCAAAUUUCCUUUUUGGGAUUUUUUAAUCUAUCUGUAACACAGUCAGCGGCUCCUUAGGUGCUACCAUGUAAAUCGUUGUAUGGCAGGGUUGAAAAGACAGUAGCUGUAGCUGUGAACAUUCUUCUCAGGACUACUAAGUCAAAGAUGGAAAUAAAAAGGUUCAUAAAUUAAA